Cuculus canorus (common cuckoo) is the source of this 2792-nucleotide messenger RNA. It is a transcript of the gene ODC1, whose product is annotated as ornithine decarboxylase 1. The coding region runs from base 359 to 1741 and encodes 460 amino acids. The record is from RefSeq and is a predicted model, not a curated record. Gene Ontology annotation, molecular function: ornithine decarboxylase activity. Gene Ontology annotation, cellular component: cytoplasm. The transcript has 11 exons. Lineage: Eukaryota; Metazoa; Chordata; Aves; Cuculiformes; Cuculidae.
CGCCGACGUCACAAUAGCGGCUGCCCCAACGUCCCUGCCCGGCCGCAGCCGAUCGGGGCUGGUUUGAGCUGGUGCGUUGCCACAGCGACGCCGGCUGCCCUAUAAAUAGGAGCGCGGCGGCGGCCGAGCUUUGUGCGCCGCGGCUGUCCCGCUCUCUGCGCUUAACCCGCUGCGCUCACCCCGCUGCUCCGGCCAGCGCCGAGCCCGCUCCCAGCACCGGCACCAGGAGGAGGCGGCGGCAGCGGCGGCUCCGACAGCGGCUCCAGCAGCGGCUCCAGCAGCGGCUCCAGCAGCGCUGCCCGGGCGGGGGCGAGUUUGUAAUUGAAUCCUUUCACAUAAACCUGAAAUCUCGGAAAUCAUGAAUAGCUUCAGCAAUGAAGAAUUUGAAUUCACCUUCCUUGACGAAGGCUUUACUGCCAAGGAUAUCCUUGACCAAAAAAUAAAUGAAGUGUCAUCUUCUGAUGAUAAAGAUGCCUUCUAUGUUGCUGACCUCGGGGACAUUGUAAAGAAGCACGUGCGAUGGCAUAAAGCCCUUCCACGGGUAACUCCCUUCUAUGCCGUAAAAUGUAACGACAGCAAAGCUGUAGUGAAGACACUUGCUGUUCUCGGUGCUGGAUUUGAUUGUGCCAGUAAGAUGGAGAUACAGCUGGUACAGAGCAUUGGUGUACCUCCUGAGCGAAUAAUAUAUGCAAAUCCCUGCAAACAAGUAUCUCAAAUCAAACAUGCUGCCAGCAGUGGUGUACAGAUGAUGACAUUUGAUAGUGAAGUAGAACUAAUGAAAGUUGCAAGAGCCCAUCCAAAAGCCAAGUUAGUCUUGCGCAUUACAACUGAUGACUCCAAAGCAGUUUGUCGUCUGAGUGUUAAAUUUGGAGCUACGCUUAAGACUAGCAGACUUCUUCUGGAGCGUGCAAAAGAACUUGACCUUGCCAUCAUUGGAGUUAGUUUCCACGUUGGAAGUGGAUGUACAGACCCAGAGACCUUUGUUCAAGCCAUUUCUGAUGCCCGCUGUGUGUUUGAUAUGGGAGCUGAGCUUGGCUUCAGUAUGUAUCUGCUUGAUAUUGGCGGUGGCUUCCCUGGCUCUGAAGAUGUCAAGCUUAAAUUUGAAGAGAUCACAAGUGUAAUCAACCCAGCACUGGAUAAAUACUUUCCUUCGGAUUCUGGAGUAAAUAUUAUUGCAGAGCCAGGAAGAUACUAUGUUGCAUCAGCAUUCACUCUGGCAGUCAACAUCAUUGCCAAAAAAAUUGUGUUAAAGGAGCAAACAGGUUCUGAUGAUGAAGAUGAUGCAAAUGACAAAACUCUCAUGUACUAUGUGAAUGAUGGAGUCUAUGGAUCGUUCAACUGCAUCUUGUAUGAUCAUGCACAUGUCAAACCAGUUCUGCAAAAGCGGCCUAAACCAGAUGACAGCUGCUAUUCCUGCAGCAUAUGGGGACCAACGUGUGAUGGCCUAGAUCGUAUUGUUGAGCGUUUUAACAUGCCAGAGUUACAAGUUGGUGACUGGAUCCUGUUUGAGAAUAUGGGUGCCUACACUGUUGCAGCUGCUUCUACUUUCAAUGGAUUCCAGAGGCCAACAAUACACUAUGUGAUGUCAAGACCUGCAUGGCAACUAAUGCAGCAGAUCAAGGAGCGAGGGUUCCUAGCUGAAGUAGAGGAGCAGGAUGUUGCUAGUCUGCCUCUCUCUUGUGCCUGGGAAAGUGGAAUUGAAUAUCCAGCAACUUGUGCUUCAGCUAGUAUUAAUGUAUAGAUAAUAUUUAGUGAUUAACUGCAAGGUUAGUAAUUGAAUUUAGGGCAUUUGUGGGACCAUUAACUUAAUUCUUGCUAGAAUUUUUAAGUGGGUUUUUUUUCUAAAGUUUAGGUUUGGCAUAAAUGCAACAAAAUGACUAGGAGAUGGGUCACAAUUAUCUGUGUUCCUAUGGAAACUAUUUGAAUAUUGUUUUAUAUGGAUUUUUAUUCACUUUUCACAUAUGCUACUAAAGACUGACCCUCAACUGUCAAACAAGUAUUUGUAGCUUGUGGAUGGCAGAAUGGGCUAAGCUUAGUGUUUUGUGACCUACCUGUUUUAAAAUAAAGUAUAUUGAAAUAACUGGUCAUGUGUUUGCUUAAUCUGUAGCAAAUUAAUUGGUAGUGGAUAGAUCUUAUAGCGUAUAUGAAGACAGAGCAGGUGCUGCAAGCCCAGAGCUUAUUAAUAAUUGAAUAAUACAAUUACUGUCUCCUCCCUUACCCUUGCCCUCCCAGCUUGCUGAAGUGAAGGAAACCCUUUGUGGGUAGGGAAACUAACCUGUGUAUUUAAUAGAUGAUUAGAAAAAUCUUGACUAUCAACAAGUCAAAUACUGUGUGAAUUCUUGUGGAAUCACACUUUCUUCCACUGUUUGAACGUAUGUUAUGCAACUGUAAGGCAAAGUUAGAUGCAGUGCUGUUUAUUGAUGUUACUCUGUAGCUGCUGUGGCCAGGGCUGAUGGCAAUUGAUGGAGAGACUAUGGCACAGGCUGUGUGAGUGCCACUGACAAGCUGCUUGUUAUGUGUGCAAAGAUUUAAAUGUCAUGGGAAAACUUUGGAAGCUGAAACUGUGUGGCUGUCUAGUAGGUGAUGACUACUAUGAAGCUUGUGGCCCUAGGGUCUUAGCACAAAAUAGGUAAGAGAGUGGGGCUCAACAUCCUUUGUGCAUGCAAUGCAAUCGGAAGCUCUUAUUUUAUGUCGUGAAAAUACACGCUACCCUGUUAAACUUCUGACUUUGGAUUAAAUAUGGUAGAUCACAAUACAUAGUAGAUAGUAGGAGCUAAUACAGGGUGUGUUGG